AUGCAACACCACCGCAAAUAUCCAAGUGGGCGGACGCUCGUGCCCCGAAGUGAUGUUUGCGCGCAUCAAACGGCUGGUGUUGUUGGAGUCCUCUGCUUCGAGUCCGGCGUUGCCUCGGAUGACUACUACCGCGGCGCCCAACGUAGGCCACACCCACUCUUGAUCUUCAGGCGUCACACUCGGAUAUCCUUUGCGUGGAAUACCCCCAGCAAGUUCCCUUGCAAAUCUUCCAGCUCGUAUGCGUUGGUGCCGAUGGAUUUCCUUACGCGAGCUUUUAGAAAUUUCCGCGCGAAUUUCGCAUUGAACGCGCGGCUGAAAUCACUCAAUGCAAAGUUUCGCCGGUAUACCUCCUGGCCGGGCGCUAGUCUUAGCCGCCGCGCACGCCGGUUAUAGCGAACGCUACUGCGCUCAUACGCCGCAUGCAAU
This is a messenger RNA of Scaptodrosophila lebanonensis, 426 nucleotides long. RefSeq lists its product as uncharacterized. The transcript has 2 exons. Bases 1 to 393 code for a protein of 130 amino acids. NCBI's taxonomy places the organism in Eukaryota, Metazoa, Arthropoda, Insecta, Diptera, Drosophilidae. The record is from RefSeq and is a predicted model, not a curated record.